Messenger RNA from Plectropomus leopardus (leopard coralgrouper), 2477 nucleotides. It is a transcript of the gene faah2b, whose product is annotated as fatty acid amide hydrolase 2b. NCBI's taxonomy places the organism in Eukaryota, Metazoa, Chordata, Actinopteri, Perciformes, Serranidae. Gene Ontology annotation, cellular component: endomembrane system. The record is from RefSeq and is a predicted model, not a curated record.
GGAGUUCCGGACUGUGGAGAACCGGAUCGGCGUGACCACGGCUGACCCUCCGUCCUCUCCCCGCGGUGGAAACAUGGCACUGAGCCGCCUGGAAAAGGCUCAGGUAUGGCUCUUCAAGGCGGUAAUGGGAGUGUUCUUCAUGCUGUUCCGGCUCUUGUCUCCUCGGAGACCCGCUAUGUCCGGGAAGAAGCUGCCGCCCGUCAGCAACCCUCUCCUGGUCAUGUCAGCGACGCAGCUCGCCAAAAAGAUCCGGAGGAAAGAGGUGUCAAGUGUGGAGGUGGUGCGCGCUUACAUUGACAGGAUCCAGGAAGUCAACCCUUUUCUCAAUGCUGUCACAAAAGACAGGUUUGAUGCUGCCCUGCAGGAGGCGAGCCAGGUCGACAAGCUGAUUGAGGAGGAAACUGGUGGAGAGGAGGUGCUGGAGGACCGACUGCCUUUACUGGGAGUCCCACUCUCUGUCAAAGAGUCCUUCUCCCUUCAGGGUAUGCCCUUCACUACCGGUGUUAUCUCCAGGCGAAGAAUCGUGGCCACAGUCGACGCUCCUCCAGUGGCCUUGCUAAAGAGAGCGGGCGCCAUCCCGAUGGGCGUCACGAACACCAGCGAGCUGUGCAUGUGGUGCGAGUCCCACAACCACCUCCACGGCAUCACCAACAACCCGUACGACCUGGAGAGGAUACCAGGAGGAAGUUCAGGUGGGGAGGGCAGUAUACUGGGAGGUGCGGGCGCUGUCAUCGGCGUGGGUUCAGACAUCGGCGGCAGCAUCCGUAUGCCCUGUUUCUUCAACGGGGUAUUUGGCCAUAAAACCACUCCUGGUGUCGUGUCUCUUGAGAACCAGCACCCUCCUUGUACUGGCAGGCAGUCAGAUUACUGCAGCAGUGGUCCCAUGUGCCGCUACGCUGAGGACCUGCUGCCCAUGCUCAAGAUCAUGGCGGGACCCAACGCUCACAAGUUGUCUUUAGAUAAAAAAGUUGACCUAAAGAAGCUGCGGUUCUUCACCAUCCCUCAUGAUGGCGGCUCUCAGAUGACAUACCCUGUCAGCAAAGAGCUCAUGAACAUUCAGAGGAAGGUUGUGGAGCGUCUGGAGGCCGACCUCGGAGUGAAAGUCCAAGAAGUGAGUUUCCCCGAGCUCCGCUAUGGCUUCCAGAUCUGGGACACCUACAUGGCUCUUCCCGACGAUGAGGGCAAGCCUCCUCAGCCGUUUGCUGAGCUGAUGGGUGAACAAGGACGACCUGUGUGGCCUCUGUGGGAGCUGCUGAAAUGGAUGAUGGGAAAAUCAGAGCAUACCAUGGCUGCUAUCGGUCUCGCCCUGCUGGAGAUGAGCCAUACUUCCAAACCCUCGCCCUUAAUCAUCCAAAAGAAGGAGAAGCUACAGAGGGAGGUGGAGGAGCUGCUGGGGACUGAUGGUGUUUUUCUUUACCCCACACACCCCAGAGUGGCUCCCAAACACCACCACCCACUCUUCAGACCCUUCGACUUCGCCUACACAGGUAUAAUCAACAUCCUCGGGCUGCCGGCCACACAGUGCCCUCUGGGUCUGAAUGAGGAAGGUGUCCCCCUGGGUGUGCAGGUCGUUGGUGGGAAGCUGCAGGACCAUCUGACCCUCGAGAUGGCCCUGUACAUAGAGAAGACGUUCGGAGGCUGGAGGGACCCCGGGGCCAAGUGAAACCACACACCGACAGCCGUCACCAAAUCUCCAGACUGUAUUAAAGAUUGUGGUUCUCUCUUAUCUGCCUUGCUGCUUGCUGUAGUAAACAAAAAGGUACAAUCAGAUUGCUGGAUGUUCAAGUGGCAAAGAGUUGUUCCAGUAAGUGUCGGUCAUGAUUUUUAUGAUUUACCCUCUUCUGGAAGUCAUGAGCACAAGCUUUAUGAAAGAUUUUUAUAUUAGUGGAAAUUUAGCAUUCACGUUAACACACAAAAAGAGGCACUGUCUGUCAACUGUGAAGUCCUGUGUGUUGUGCAGAUACCUACCUUUUAUAGAACAGUUUGUUUUUCCCCAUUUUUGGACUGGCAGCACCUGUAUAGUUACAUGUGUUACAAUUUCCACUCUCAAAAAAGGUCAGCACAUGACAGGUUCAAGGUUUUAAAUGGCCUCCACAUACACAGGUGUUUCUGUUUUAAAUAAUGUCGCCCCUGCUCUGGUUCACACUGAGUGGAGCUAAGCUGAGAGUUUGUGGAUGUUACCUUAAACCAUAUAUGUUAAAAAGUGAUAAAUGCAUAGUGUGUCCCGCAGGAACAGCUGAUCUAUAGAUGACAAUCAAGUGUAGACAUGCUCUCGUAUGGCUGAAGUGGUCAGAAUAAUGAAACACCUGUGAAGACGUGUCUGGGUUUUGUAACUUACUAGAAAGGUUUUAACACCCUGACAAAACCUUAAUUGUGUGAUAAUGUGAAUGUUGCUUAAUGGCAGUUAAUCAAUUGUGGUACCUGUUUUUUUGCUGCAACUCAUUUUUUUUCAUUUAAUAAAAAAUAAAACCUCUGAA